UCCGCAAGGGAAGGGACUGGCCACCACAACCUUAACCACCAUCGCCACAACCAUCAUCAUCGUCAUGGAGUCAGGCAGCAGUAGCAGCAGCAAAGAGUAUGAUGUGAUAGUGUUGGGGGCUGGUGUUGAGGGAAGCUCGACUGCUUACAACCUCACCAAGAAUGGUGGGGGAAGAGUGUUACUACUGGAGCAGUUCUCUGCUCUACACACUAGGGGUAGCUCUCACGGUGGGUCCAGGAUCACCAGACGUGCCUACACAAAAGCAUACUAUAUUAAGAUGAUGGACGAGGCAUAUCGAAUGUGGGAUCAAAUAGAGCGAGAGGGAAAGACGCAACUCUAUCUCGAUACUGGUCUGCUUAUGUUUGGUCCCAAGAGUAGCCAUUGCCUGCAAGAUGCCAUCAGAUGUCUUGCUGAGAGUGGCACACCACACAACCGUCUCUCAGCCCAACAAGUGAUGAGCAAGUACCCCAGUCAGUUGUACCUCCCCUUCAAUCAUGAGGGAGUGUUUGAGAAAGAUGGAGGUCUUCUCAUGGCCACUAAAGCUGUGGCCACCCUGCAAAGGCUGUUCAUUGAGAAUGGUGGAGAGUUUUUAGAUGGACACAAAGUGAAGGAGAUCACUCCAGGUCCCAUCAUCAGAGUGACCACUGACCAGGGAGUCUUCACAGCUAGGAGACUGAUCAUCACUGCUGGGGCUUGGGCUCCUGCUAUCAUGGCCACACUAGGAGUACAUCUACCAUUCAAGGUGUGUAGGACGGAGGUGCUGUAUUGGAAGGCGGAGGAGCCUAAGGAUUUCUCCUGGGAGAAUUUCCCUGCGUUCAUCUGUUACACUGACAGUGAGGACCCUUACUACCAUGUCUAUGGACUGCCCAUCUACGAAUAUCCGGGACUGGUUAAGAUUUGCUUCCACACGAAUCACAAUGAGGUGGACCCUGAUGCAAGAGAUGCUCUCCCUGGCCCGUCCACCACUGACCUUGUGCGUCCAUUUGUCCAGCGGCACUUCAAGGGUGUGCAAACCACACCCAGUAUCUACGAGGCUUGCAUGUACACGGAAAGUCCUGAUGAAGACCCAGUGCUGGAUAGACACCCUCUCUACCCUAACAUCAUCAUGGGGGCGGGGUUUUCAGGUCACGGGUUCAAGCUGGCUCCAGUGGUGGGCAAGAUACUGACUGAGUUGGCCCUGGACCUGCCUUCAUCUUAUGAUCUGGCACCGUUUAGACUGGACAGAUUUACUUGGCAAUCUCCUGCCAAGUUGUAGCUUUUGUUAACUAAACUGUGUGGUCUAGGAGUGAUUUAUUUUGUAAUUAAAUUUUUAUUUUGAUAUAUCAAUCUCCUACUACGUCAUGUGAUCAUGGAUGAUACUUUAUUAUUAUG
This is a messenger RNA of Halichondria panicea, 1371 nucleotides long. Its product is annotated as peroxisomal sarcosine oxidase-like. The record is from RefSeq and is a predicted model, not a curated record. Gene Ontology annotation, cellular component: peroxisome. Gene Ontology annotation, molecular function: sarcosine oxidase activity; L-pipecolate oxidase activity; flavin adenine dinucleotide binding. The transcript is spliced from 9 exons. Bases 65 to 1255 code for a protein of 396 amino acids. NCBI's taxonomy places the organism in Eukaryota, Metazoa, Porifera, Demospongiae, Suberitida, Halichondriidae.